GAAAUUAUAUAAAAUAAUAAUUGAUACGUAGUGCUAUGAAACUAUUUUAAACUUCAUCCAUGAUGCCGCCAACAGUAUCGUAUUAUGAGAAAUCAGAACCUGUAGUCCCAAACAAGAAAUACCGAUAAUUCGUUCUUGAACGAGAAAGUAAAAAUCACCCCGAAUGCAGUACAUUUUGCGUAACUUGUACUUUCUUUGUAGAAAAUCUACACCAAGUGCAUGCAACAAUAUUUUAAUUAAUAAACAAUCUUUUCGAGGAUUCUCUGUCACCGCUAGGUUAACUGAUUUUAGUAAGUGGGGUACGAACAAGAAAAAUCGAAAAGUGAAAAUACAAAUUUUCCCGGAUAUGUCUGAUCCAAAGAUUGAAGAGAUCUUGUCUCCUCUUCGGGACAGUGUUAAAGCACAAGGUGACUAUGUACGUAAGCUCAAGUCAGAUGGAGCUCCAGAAUUGGAUAUUAAGAAAGCAGUUGCAGAACUUAAACUUCGUAAGAAGUUGUUGGAAGACAAGGAGUUAUCUCUUUCAGAAACAACAGUAUUUGAUAAAGCGAGAAUGGAAGAUCUCUUAAAGCGUAGAUUUUUCUAUGAUCAAUCUUUUGCAAUUUAUGGCGGAAUUACUGGCCAAUUUGAUUUUGGCCCAAUGGGUUGUGCAUUAAAAACGAAUUUAUUAAACGUUUGGAGAAAUUUCUUUGUAUUGGAAGAACAAAUGUUAGAAGUUGAUUGUUCUAUGUUAACGCCAGAACCUGUACUUAAAGCAUCUGGACAUGUUGAAAGAUUUGCAGAUUUAAUGGUUAAAGAUACGAAAACUGGAGAAUGUUUUAGACUAGAUCAUUUAAUUAAAUCACAUUUAGAAAAAGUUAUUAGCGAUAAAAAAACUGAUGAAAACACACGUGCAGAAUGUAGAGAUAUUAUUAUUAAGUUAGAUGGUAUGACUAAAGAUGAAAUGGCUGCGAUCAUAUCUAAAUUUAAAAUAAAAUCUCCACUUUCUGGAAAUGAGCUAACAGAGCCAAUAGAGUUUAACUUGAUGUUUGCAACUCAAAUUGGGCCCUCUGGUCUUGUAAAAGGAUUUUUAAGGCCAGAAACUGCUCAAGGCAUUUUUGUAAAUUUCAAGAGAUUACUUGCAUUUAAUCAAGAAAAGUUGCCAUUUGCUGCAGCACAGAUUGGAAAUGCAUUUCGAAAUGAAAUAUCCCCAAGAUCUGGUCUAAUAAGAGUGAGAGAAUUCACAAUGGCAGAGAUAGAACAUUUUUGUGAUCCUAGUGACAAAAGUCAUCCCAAAUUUGAAACAGUUCGAGAUUUAAGCGUGCUUUUGUAUUCUGCUUGCAAUCAAAUGGAUGGAAAAAGUGCACAACAUAUAACUUUAGGCGAUGCAGUCUUAACAAAACUUAUAGCUAAUGAAACUUUAGGAUAUUUUAUGGGUAGGAUCUAUCAGUUUCUAGUUAAAGUUGGAAUUGAUAAAAAGAAAUUACGUUUCCGUCAACAUAUGGGAAAUGAAAUGGCUCAUUAUGCAUGUGACUGUUGGGAUGCAGAGUGUUUAACUUCUUAUGGCUGGAUCGAGUGCGUUGGUUGUGCAGACCGCUCCGCCUACGAUCUUACUCAACAUACAAAAGCAACUGGUGUAAAAUUAGUAGCAGAGAAAAAAUUGUCAGCACCAAAAAAUGUUGAUGUAUGUGAAAUAGUACCAAAUAAAGUUCUGAUUGGAAAAACGUUCAAAAAAGAUAGUAAAUUAGUUCAAGAUGCAUUAUCAGAAUUAAACGAGAAUAGUAUUAAUAUUAUGGAAACUGAACUUAACGAAAAUGGAGAAUAUAAUUUAAAACUUUCUAAUGAUACAGAAGUAAAAAUUACAAAAGAUAUGAUUCAAGUAAAGCGAUAUAAAAAAACUGUACAUGUAGAAGAGAUCAUUCCAUCUGUAAUUGAACCAUCUUUUGGUAUUGGUCGAAUUAUGUAUGCUAUUUUUGAGCAUAACUUUAGAACAAGGGAAGGAGAUGAAAAACGAACUUAUCUUAGUUUACCACCAGUUGUGGCUCCUCUGAAGUGUUCAGUAUUACCACUUAGUAGUAAUGAGGAAUUUAUGCCAUAUGUAAAACAAUUAUCUCAGAAUCUCACGAAAGUAGAUAUUUCGCAUAAGGUAGAUGAUUCUUCUGGCAGCAUUGGACGCAGAUAUGCCCGAACGGACGAAAUUGCAAUACCAUUUGGUAUAACUAUAGAUUUUGAUACACUGAAAAUGCCUCAUAGUGCUACACUUCGUGAACGUGACAGUAUGGGCCAAGUCAGAAUAAAUUUGGAUGAACUUCCAAAUGUAGUAAGGGAUUUGGCUAAUGGAAAAAUUACAUGGGCAGAAGUUGAGGCAAAGUAUCCUAAGUUUGAACAACAAGAAUCAACAGAAUCAUAGUAAUAUAUUUAAAAAAUUUAUAGAGUAAUUUAUUUAUAAUAUAAAAAUGUGAAUGAAUUGCUAUAAUAGCAAUGUUUA
Molecule: messenger RNA, 2464 nt
Organism: Megachile rotundata (alfalfa leafcutting bee)
Lineage: Eukaryota; Metazoa; Arthropoda; Insecta; Hymenoptera; Megachilidae
Gene: GlyRS
Product: glycine--tRNA ligase
Biological process (GO): mitochondrial glycyl-tRNA aminoacylation
Cellular component (GO): mitochondrion; cytoplasm
Molecular function (GO): ATP binding; glycine-tRNA ligase activity
Source: RefSeq, a predicted model, not a curated record